Molecule: messenger RNA, 3919 nt
Organism: Gossypium arboreum
Lineage: Eukaryota; Viridiplantae; Streptophyta; Magnoliopsida; Malvales; Malvaceae
Product: structural maintenance of chromosomes protein 2-1
Biological process (GO): chromosome organization
Cellular component (GO): chromosome
Molecular function (GO): ATP binding; ATP hydrolysis activity; protein binding
Source: RefSeq, a predicted model, not a curated record
GAGUUCAAUUCAUUAAUUUUUAUUGUUAUUUUCUUAAAAAAUCACCUAAUAAUUGGGAUAAAAUUGUAAAAAAAAAAACACUUGGCUUCCUCAUCCGUCAGAUUUCGAAAAAUCAAUGGGCACAUCCGUUUCCCGCCCUUUGGUUCGGUCAGUUUCAUCAUCAACACCACCAACCCAGUAUCUCAAACGCUGACUUUCGAAAUUCUGAAAAACCACCGUUUCAAUCUCCGACGCCGUUUCCUCUUACCGAGUACGUCGGCUCCAAACUCAGAACACACUCCCUCCCUCGCUUUUCGCUCCAAAAGUGAAUCUAAUCACCGCAUCUACCGUUACUUCCUCCACAAUUUCAUGCGAUUUUCUUUUCUUUCAAAUUCUAGAGUAUUCUUUCUAUGAGUCCCUGAAUUUAAGGCGCGAUGUACAUCAAGGAAAUAUGUUUGGAAGGGUUCAAGUCCUAUGCAUCGAGGACCCUGGUCCCUGGUUUCGAUCCUUUCUUUAAUUCCAUAACCGGUUUAAACGGCUCUGGGAAAUCCAACAUCCUCGGCUCCAUAUGCUUUGUUUUAGGGAUCACUAAUUUGCAACAAGUUCGUGCUGCCAAUCUCCAAGAGCUCGUUUACAAGCAAGGCCAAGCCGGAAUUACCAAGGCCACUGUCUCCAUUAUCUUUGAUAAUUCCGAUAGAUCCCGGAGUCCACUCGGUUACGAGGAGCACUCUGAAAUCACUGUAACUCGACAAAUUGUGGUUGGUGGAAGGAACAAAUAUUUGAUCAACGGAAAACUUGCGCAGCCGAGUCAAGUGCAGAAUCUCUUCCAUUCGGUUCAACUUAAUGUUAACAAUCCGUAUUUCGUCAUAAUGCAAGGUCGGAUCACCAAGGUUUUGCAUAUGAAGCCUCCUUCCGGGACGAGGAUGUAUGAAACAAAGACAGAGUUUGUGUUAAAAACACUUGAUAAGAAACAAAGUAAGGUUGAUGAGAUUAAUAAGCUUCUUGAUGAGGAAAUACUGCCUGCUUUGGAGAAGUUAAGGAAAGAACGGAUGCAGUAUGUGCAAUGGUCUAAUGGGAAUGUUGAGCUGGAUAGACUUAAAAGAUUUUGCGUUGCUUAUGAUUACGUUGAAGCAAAGAGGAUUAGAGAUAGUGCGGUUGGUGAAGUCCAAAGAUUGAAGGCAAAGAUCACCGAAAUAGAUAAUGAUACAGAAAGGGUAAAGGUGGAAAUUCAAGAUAUGGAGACUAACAUAUCGAAGUUGACUGCUGAACAGGAAGCUAAUUUGGGUGGGGAAGUUAAAGCUUUAUCAGAUGAAGUAGAUUCCUUAUCUAAGAAACUUGUGCAGGAAGUUUCUGUGCUGAAUAGCAAGGAGGAUACUCUCAAGGGUGAGAAAGAAAAUGCUGAAAAGAUUAUUCACUAUAUUGAAGUUUUGAAGCAGUCUAUAGAAGAGAAAGCCGUUGCUGUGCAAAAGUCUAAAGAAGGAGCAGCUGAUCUGAAAAAGAGAGUUGAGGACCUUUCUAAGAGUUUCAAAGAGCAUGAAAAGGAAUACCAGGCUAUCGUAGCUGGCAAGAACAGUGGCAAUGAGGAGAAAUGCCUUGCAGAUCAACUAGGUGAUGCUAAGGUUGCAGUUGGGGCUGCUGAAACAGAAUUGAAACAGCUGAGAACGAAAAUUAGCCAUUGUGGAAAAGAGCUGGAAGAGAAAAGGCAUCAAUUAAUGUCAAAGCGUGAUGAAGCACUUGAGGUGGAGAAUGAGCUUAAUUCUAGGAGAAAAGAUCUGGAAAAAGUUAAAAUUGAAUUGGAAUCUCUUCCACACAAAGAAGGCCAGAUGGAAACUUUGCAGAAGGACUGUGCAAUUAUGUUGGACCUCAUCCAGAAGUUGAAAGACACAGUACAAGAUCUUUCAGCACAGCUAGCAAAUGUUCAGUUCACUUAUUGUGAUCCUGUGAAAAAUUUUGAUAGGUCAAAGGUGAAAGGAGUGGUUGUAAAACUGAUAAAAGUGAAGGAUAGCUCAGCAAUGGCAGCCUUAGAGGUUUCUGCUGGUGGGAAGUUAUUUAAUGUGGUAGUUGACACCGAAAAUACUGGAAAGCAGUUGCUUCAGAAUGGUGAUCUACGAAGAAGAGUAACAAUUAUACCAUUAAACAAAAUCCAACCUAGUACUGUCCAUCCAAGGGUUCAUCAGGCUGCUAUGAAAUUGGUUGGCAAGGAGAAUGCAAAGCUGGCACUUUCUUUGGUUGGUUAUGAUGAGGAAUUGGAGAGUGCUAUGGAGUAUGUAUUUGGAGCUACUUUUGUUUGUAAAACUACUGAUGCUGCAAAGGAGGUUGCUUUUAAUAGGGAAAUUCGCGCUCCUAGUGUCACCCUUGAAGGUGAUAUAUUUCAACCUAGUGGUCUUUUGACUGGUGGAAGCCGCAGGUACAUGACCUUUUUCACAGGGGGGGGGGAUGAUCUGCUUAGACAACUUCAUGAUUUAGCAGAGUGUGAAUCAAAACUUGCAGGUCAUCAGAAGAGGUUAUCUGAAAUUGAAAUGAAGAUUGCAGACCUACAGCCUCUUCAGAAAAGGUUCAUGCACCUUAAAGCUCAGUUAGAACUUAAAACGCAUGACCUUUCCUUAUUCCAGAACAGGGCAAAGAAAAAUGAGCAUCUUAAGGAGCAUGAAAAUGAAAUAGAGAUGCUUGUUAUGGAACGAGAAGCAGUUAAACAAGAACAAUCAUCUUUAGAGAGCCAAUUGGCUUCCUUGAGAACACAGAUUUACAAUCUUAAUUUGGAAGUAGAAGAACAACUGGCCAAGGUUGAUACUCUAAAUAAAGACCAUGACCAAUUGCAAUCUGAGUUAGACUCAAUUCGUUUAAAGAGUAAGGAGUGUGAUUCACAAAUUAGCAGCAUUGUUAAGGAGCAGCAAAAACUUCAGCUUAAGCUUAGUGACAUAAAGCUUGAGAGGAAAAGGUUGGACAAUGAGGUAAAGCAAACGGAGAGGGUGCAGAAAGAUUGCUCCAUGAAAGUUGACAAAUUGAUUGAGAAGCACGCCUGGGUUGCUACUGAAAGACAAUUUUUUGGCAAAGGUGGAACGGAUUAUGAUUUUGCAUCCUGUGAUCCUCUUAAAACAAGGGAAGAACUUGACAAGCUUCAAGCCGAACAAUCAAGCCUUGGAAAAAGAGUGAACAAGAAAGUAGUGGCAAUGUUUGAGAAAGCAGAAGAUGAAUAUAAUAAUCUGAUGUCCAAGAAAAACACUGUAGAGAAUGACAAGUCUAAAAUUAAGAAGACGCUUGAAGAACUAGAUGAGAAGAAGAAAGAAACACUUAAGGUCACUUUGGUCAAAGUUAACAAAGACUUUGGGUCCAUCUUUUCUACCCUUUUGCCCGGAGCCAUGGCAAAGCUCGAACCCCCAGAAGGUUGCAGCUUCUUAGAUGGUCUUGAGGUCCGUGUUGCGUUUGGAGAUGUUUGGAAACAGUCCUUGUCUGAACUGAGUGGAGCAAGGUCUCUACUUGCACUUUCUUUAAUCUUGGCUCUGCUGCUGUUUAACUCCGCUCCAUUUUAUAUACUUGACGAGAUCGAUGGAAUUGAUCUAAGCCACACUCAGAAUAUAGGGAGAAUGAUUAAAGCUCACUUUCCACAAUCUCAGUUUAUCGUAGUUUCACUGAAAGAGGGCAUGUUUAACAACGCUAAUGUUCUUUUCCGGACAAAAUUCAUGAAUGGCGUUUCCACUGUCCAGAGGACUGUUGCUUCUAAGCCGAGCAGGUAAUUUCCAGUGCCACUUACAAUAGAAGAAAGAAAUGGUGAAACAACUUGGUAGAUGAAAGCUAAGGAUGAAAAUUUAUCUACAGUAAAUAGCAUCUAUGGAAUAAACUUAUGUUAUCUCCAAUACAAGACAAGAAAACUUAGAUUCAAAUAGCAUAAGGUAAAAAGGGGGAAGUUGGGCAAACAUCAAAAUCUAUAAUAAAUUACGAA